AUGGCCAAAUCAUCAAAACUCAUCAAGCAAGCAACACUAGUGGUUUCCAUGGUCAUGUUGGUCAUGGGGUUUUGGCCAGGAGGACAGGCACAAAUUUCUUGUGAUACGGUGUCCAGUAACCUCUAUCCAUGCCUCAGUUUUGUUGUUAAUGGGGGUACACUCGACCCUGCUUGCUGCGGUGGAUUUAAGGCUCUUGUUACAUUGGCCAAAACCAACGUUGAUCGUCAGAGUAUAUGUUAUUGCCUCAAAUCCCUUCUUUCAAAUGCCCCUAAUGAUGAUGAGAUCAAGAAUGCUGGUAGCAUUCCUGGACUCUGUGGUGUUAAUCUUCCCUACACCAUCAGGCGUGAUAUCGACUGUUCAAAGUAA
Coffea arabica (coffee) is the source of this 366-nucleotide messenger RNA. NCBI's taxonomy places the organism in Eukaryota, Viridiplantae, Streptophyta, Magnoliopsida, Gentianales, Rubiaceae. The record is from RefSeq and is a predicted model, not a curated record.